Molecule: messenger RNA, 2310 nt
Organism: Perkinsus marinus ATCC 50983
Lineage: Eukaryota; Perkinsozoa; Perkinsida; Perkinsidae
Exons: 5
Coding region: 1-2307 (768 amino acids)
Biological process (GO): regulation of mitochondrial mRNA stability; mitochondrial RNA processing
Cellular component (GO): ribonucleoprotein granule; mitochondrial matrix
Molecular function (GO): RNA binding
Source: RefSeq, a predicted model, not a curated record
AUGUCGUCUACGUCCCGGCAUGCUUCAACAGUAUCUGCAAUGGUUCGUCCUCGGUCUACACCAGCAGAGGUGUAUCAAAUACUCAAGACCUGCACUGUGGCAGAUGAGCUUGUUGAGGUAUUCGCAACUCAUAAACGGUCCUUUGACAUAAGAUGCCAUGCUGAGUACAUCGACAGACUAGCUAGACUGAGUGGUGAUAAGGUCCCGAAGGGGCUCCAGCAGGAUCAUUGGCAAUGGGUCGAGAGAGCAUUAGGGAAGUUUCAGCAAAGUGGGUUCCUCCAUGCACCCACUAUGAGGGAGGGUUUAGGGAGACUUUGCCAUGCAGUGGCUCGAUGUAGUCCUGAUAACAUCAUAUUACACCAAGUACUCUCCAAAACUCUGGUUGUAGCGCCAUUGCAUGCUAUGAGCCCUCCUGCCCUUACUGCUACUAUGUGGUCCCUAGCCACGUUGCAUGUGGCCCUUCAAGAGCGAUCUCCCUAUAGAGUACCUCUAGCCUUAGUGGCGGAACAUUGUACUACCAAUAUGAAGUUGGUCGAUAAGACAGCGCCUGUGGUGAAGGCAAUGUGGGCGGCUAUUAAAGUAGACGUUGGGGAUCCGAUCAUGCAGCAACUGUAUCGUGUGGGCUUGGCGCAUACGAUGGAUCUGCAUACGACCAGAGGUGUACCUCUCACGUUGAAGGACGUGAUCCUAUUGCUGUGGGGUUCGGCUACUCUAUCCAAGCUUGGACCAGUGUCUGAUGUAGACAAGCUGAUAAUGAUAUCGAGUAAAGUGAUAUGUAGUAUACAUGAGGAUGACUAUGAGAUAGACCCUCAGAACACGACUAUGGCCCUAUGGUCAUUGGCAAACUUCCUACCCGAUAGUAGUGCCGAUGAUCUAGUGAGUAGAGUUAUUAAUGAGUCCCUGCGAAACGCUGAUGCAUCUCGCCUGAGCCCCUUUGAACUAUCGCUGGUCCUGUGGUCCAUGGGUAAGCUGUAUGAGACUUCUAGUGCCCCUCUACGUGACCGAAUAGUUCAAGCAGUGCUUCAUCUACAGCCUAUAGUUAUUAGCCAUCUAACGGUGUUUUCACUGCGGCAAAUAGCCAAUGUACUUUGGGCAUUCGGUGCCACACGAGUUGAUGACUGUCGAGGACUUUUCGAUGGGGCUUCCUCAUUGGAGAUCCUAAGGGUACCUGGUAGGGUAUCAUCGAGCGAAUACAGGCAGUCUAUCGCCAAUAUAGCCUGGGCCUAUGCUACACAUGACUACUCUUCUGAUACAGUGUCAUCCCGAGUACGUGAAUUAUUGUCCUAUUUCACCACUAGUCGGCAGUAUGAUGAGAUGACUAGUCAGCAUGCAGCUACUGUGGCGUGGGCAUUAUGGAGGAUGAGGGGGAUGGAAGCCAAUAGUGUACAUGAUAUGGCCAGGAUUGCUGAUCAACAUGGAGAUGCCUUUGCUAAUAGGCAUCUUAUAACUCUAACACGGGCAGCUGCUGGUGCUAAGUUUUAUCAUCCAUCCCUACUAGAUGCUAUACUACGUCGUCCAGUAUCCUCUUGGACUGCGGAUCAAUGUGGGCAGUUAUUGUGGGUAUUGGCCACAUGGGGUGUUCGAAAUCCACGCAUGCUGGAGUAUGCUAUGCAGUGUGAAGAGAUAGCAAGGGCCUAUACUGCUGAUGGAGGAGCUGAUCUUGGUAUGGAUAAACUGACUACUAUUGAGUGGGCAACAGCUCUACUCGAUCUGCCGUCACCACCAAGAGGCUCUUAUCUGUGGGAUAAAGAGAGGGAGUACAUAGAAGGGCAGGCAGCAGACCUUACAGUUAGUCAAGUUCUACGGCAAAGACUUAGCGACACUCAGUCCUUCAGUGAUAUGGGUCUAACACAGCUGUAUUGGGCAUGGGUAUUACGGUACGACGAGGGAUGUGGUGAUCUGCCCCCUUCCUGGGUAUUGAAGGUUCGCUCUUGGCUAUCUGAUGCAGCCUCGUAUUCUCUACAACCCUCAUCACUACAGAAGACUGUCCAUUCACAUUUACCACAGGGAGAUUGGCGACAAGAGUACCUACUACCACCAUGGGGUAUCUCUAUAGACAUUGCUAGUCCUAGUAGGAAGAUAGCUAUUGAAGUGGAUGGGAAGCUCUUCCAUAGUGUUUAUGAUGUUGCUACUGGACAGACUCUCUCCGACGCAUCUGCUACAGUCAAACAGAGAUUACUCACAAGGCAAGGUUGGCGAGUCCUCCGAGUUAGUGAGCAGGAGUUUAUGGCUGGGGAUAGUGAUCAGAGAGCUCACUUGGCUACUGCAUUGGCGAGGAUGGAGGGUGAUGGCAAGAGUAAUUCAUGACAC